Molecule: messenger RNA, 857 nt
Organism: Gambusia affinis (western mosquitofish)
Lineage: Eukaryota; Metazoa; Chordata; Actinopteri; Cyprinodontiformes; Poeciliidae
Product: erythroblast NAD(P)(+)--arginine ADP-ribosyltransferase-like
Exons: 3
Coding region: 42-824 (260 amino acids)
Molecular function (GO): NAD+ poly-ADP-ribosyltransferase activity; NAD+-protein-arginine ADP-ribosyltransferase activity
Source: RefSeq, a predicted model, not a curated record
UGUUCCUGCAUCAGUCGCCACAGCUAAAGAGGGUUGCGAGGAUGAAGCCCAAAAUGUUCCUGAUUGGUUCUGUGUGGUUGUCUCUUUGCUGCCUGCUUCAUGCUCAACCAGAGGGGACUGGUUUUCCUCUGGACAUGGCUGUGAACUCUGUUGAUGACAUGUACUCUACCUGUGCUGCAGACAUGGAGACAAAGGUCAAGGAGAAGUACUUUGAAGAGGACAUGAAAAAUAAUUUAUUCAAGAAGGUGUGGAACGCAGCAAAACAAUGUGCAGAGAGAAAUAUGAAACAAAAAGAACCAGUAGAUAUGGCUCUAACAGAGAAUCACAUGCAAGCAAUUUGUGUUUACACAGCAGGAGGAAAAGAAAACAUCUAUGACGUAUUCAAUGACGCAGUCAAGACCAAUAAACAACAAUAUAGUUCAUCCUUUCCAUUCCAUUCUUUACAUUUCUGGCUGACCAGAGCAAUACAGAUCCUCAAAAACAAUCAUAAUGAAUGUUACACAACUUUCCGUAGAACCAAAGCUAUCUUCACUGGUGAAGUCAACCAAGAAAUGCGAUUUGGUAAUUUUGCCUCCUCCUCCAAAUUAUCAACUCUGACACACUUUGGUAAGACAACAUGCUUUCAAAUUAGAACCUGUCAUGGAGCUUAUCUGAAAAAAUACCCAAAGCUCAAAGAUCAUGAGCAGGAGGUGCUGAUUCCACCUUAUGAGACGUUCAAGAUAAUCAGCAAAACUAAACCUCCAGCACUUGGAGACUGUAAUACUGUCUAUGUUCUGGAACCUACUGGGGUCCAAAGCAAUCUUGACUGUCAAGUUGCAAAGUAAAUAAUUUUGUGAUUUUCUUUCUUCACAUGCAUA